This is a messenger RNA of Drosophila sulfurigaster albostrigata, 1268 nucleotides long. RefSeq names its product polyglutamine-repeat protein pqn-41. NCBI's taxonomy places the organism in Eukaryota, Metazoa, Arthropoda, Insecta, Diptera, Drosophilidae. The record is from RefSeq and is a predicted model, not a curated record. The coding region runs from base 118 to 1017 and encodes 299 amino acids. The transcript is spliced from 4 exons. Gene Ontology annotation, cellular component: NURF complex; MLL1 complex.
UUUGAUAAAUAUUUGGCACGUAGCGUCGCAGUGUUGCAUUAUCGUCCGUUUAUCGACAAGCCACCACGGUCGUAUUAAAUUUUAUAUUAAAAAAAAUUAAUUUUGAUUAAGUUGGCCAUGAAUUCGGCAACAAAGGUUGGGGAGAUUUUUACAGCCGCGGGACAAGCGUUCAGCAAGCUGGGAGACUUGACUAUGCAAUUGCAUCCAAAUGCGGAAUCACCAAGUGGCAAAUGGACAGACGAGGAAAUUGACAUGUUACACUCGUCCAUAAUGCGGUUCUCGGACGAUCUGAGCAAAAUCAGUUUAAGCAUUAAAACGCGCACAGUCUCUCAAAUACGACAGGCGCUGAAGAAAAAGGCUUUUGAGGAUGCUGGCAUACCGGCCAAACAAGUGCCCGUGCAGCAGGUGCAACACGUCAUUCAAACAGUGCAGCAAUUGCCAGUUGUUCAGCAACAACAGCAGCAGCAGCCGCACGUAUUCAAAUCACACAUAAUACAGCAGCCAACGAAACAAAUUGUACUACAGCCACAGACAACGACGACAACAACAACCGUGACAAUCAAACAAUUUCAGCAAAUGCAGCAGCAGAAAGCCGCCGCCUUGGCUGCCGCACAACAGGCAGCGGCAGCUGCGGCUGCAUCCUCCAAUGCCAACACGCCUACCAUUACAGAGAACAUCAUCAUACAGCAGCCCACAUCAACUACAGCAGUGCAAGCUCAGCAAGCUCACACUGUUGUUGUAACAUCUGCGGCGACACAGCAGCAGCAAAUUAUUGUACCUGCCCCAACAACAGUUCUAUCAUCCAGUGCGACUGUUGGAGCUGUUGUUGUGGCUGACGACGUUGUGAGCACUACCUCGAAUCCAUCAUCGACUGCAAGUGCGAGUCUCAAGUGUGGCCCGGAUGUCUCAAUGACACUGAAUCGCAUUAAUGUCCAGGAAAAUGAGGUAGACGUCGAAGAAUGUUUGCCCGCGGAGGUUGUCAAGCUUGAUUUUGUUAGCGAGGAGGUGGCAGGGUGAAAUUUGUUGCCGGCCAAUGGUGAAGCGUCGCUUGAUCUAGUUGACGAUUUCUAUUACUAGAUUUAAUGUUAAAAAAAACAGCUUCAGAAUUACAUUCAAGUAAACUCUUUCAUAUAUUUUACACCACACUAGCCUAAACUGUUAAGCGUUGUCAUAUUUGAUACACACAAAACGCAAAAAAAAAACCCUGAAUUGUAACGAAUUGUAAAAAGUCAAUACAAAAUUUAACUGACACACGUUGAUUGGCUCAG